UUGCAGCUCACAUGUAUUAACAAAUUGUUCUUCUGGGCUCCUGCGCAAUCAUGGGUUGCUUGGACUGAAGUUCAUUCGCAGCUCGUGGGGAUUCGUAGAUCGCUUUUCCUUGGGCCGCCGGCCUGGUGAGAUGUCCCAACCGAGUGGGACAAGAAGCGCCAUCCACUGCUGAGGUUGUGGCGCUUCCUCCGUGGAUGCCGCCGAACUCGCCAAGCCAAGAAUGGAUGUACGGGCCUUGGUCGACAGCCACCAGCGACACCUCAUCCGCUUGCGGCCCGGGCGCGUGGCUUCGCGUUGUGAAGAGCUGAAGAAACCGAAUCGGAGCGAAGACUUUAGCGCGUUGCUGCCCAUGCGUAUCGUGGAGGACGAGACUGAUUUCGAUACGUCGGAGGAGAUGGAGCAUCGAAGCUCAUACAACACCAUGCGCUGGCCGCUGCCGGUGUCUGACCACCACGUCCCGAUGCCGCCCAACCGCAGCAGUCACGACCACCACUUGCUGCAGCUCCAUGUGUACAUGGGCAAGAUUCAGCAGGAUCCGCAUCACAUCACCCGGGCUGCGCAGAUCAAACUCGGCAUGCACGAGUUGCGCUUAGAGCUGGCACCAUCGCCUGCACCACCAGACGGCCCUUCUCCAAAACAUUUGACACCCGACAGCGAGAUGCUCAGGAGAGAUCCGUGGAUGGUAAACUCACCACAACUUCUGACUUAGCGACUGCGCCGCCAUUGCUGAGAAGACUCGCAAUGUUGGCAGUUAUUUCAUUCGCUGGAAGGUGUAUUGAAAAUCACGACAUUUCACUCUUUUGCAUAAAUUCCAACAUUUGUUACUUGCAACCUUUACUUGGCAUGAUUGAGCCUACUGACCGG
Molecule: messenger RNA, 864 nt
Organism: Durusdinium trenchii
Lineage: Eukaryota; Dinophyceae; Suessiales; Symbiodiniaceae
Source: the annotation of a GenBank genome assembly